Messenger RNA from Wasmannia auropunctata (little fire ant), 3561 nucleotides. RefSeq names its product SWI/SNF complex subunit SMARCC2 (gene mor). Gene Ontology annotation, cellular component: SWI/SNF complex. The transcript has 11 exons. Bases 352 to 3444 code for a protein of 1030 amino acids. Gene Ontology annotation, molecular function: DNA binding; histone binding. NCBI's taxonomy places the organism in Eukaryota, Metazoa, Arthropoda, Insecta, Hymenoptera, Formicidae. The record is from RefSeq and is a predicted model, not a curated record. Gene Ontology annotation, biological process: positive regulation of DNA-templated transcription.
GGACCGAUUAUUCGAAUGACGGCCAUGUUUUAGGACGCGUCUGCCAACCCAUCGCGGUUCACGAAUCGAGUUAACAUUUUCCAAUAUUUAUUUCGAAUUUGCAUUUAGUAAAGCAGGUGUCACAAUGCUGUAGAAUCGUCGUGCACCCGUCGACCUGGAAUUCCGCCGUGACGUAAUUGAUACCGCACACGCCACGCCGCCGCGGUACAGUCGAUACGAGCGCUUCUCGCCGCGAUGGACGUGCGCCCAGUGCAUCCACAGCCAACUUCAGAGGCGUGUCAUGUUUGCGCUCGGCGCGUUGCUUCGUGAUCCGGGAUCGUUGCGUUUUUCGUCGUCGGGAAUCUAUGAAAGAUGCUGUCGCUAGGCCCGAAAAAGGACGGCGGACCCAACGCCAAGUUCUUCGAGGCGCCGGAGAUUCUCACCCAGCUCGAUGGUGUUAAGCAGUGGCUUCUCAAGAACUGCAAGAAGUAUGUACAAACGGAUCCGCCCACUAAUAAGAUCUUAGCGACGUUGCUGGUACAAAUUCUGCAAUUUCAAGAGGAUAAUCUUGGGAAAAAUGUGUCAAAGCCACCUAUGACUAGGCUUCCAUUGAAAUGCUUCCUGGAUUUUAAGCCUGGCGGUGGUGUGUGUCACAUAUUAGCUACCGCUUACCGUUAUAAGCAGGAACAAGGAUGGCGGCGUUUCGAUUUUCCUGGUGGAAAAUCAGGGUCCCGUAUGGAUCGUACGGUGGACAUGCUGAUGGCGGUGGAACGUGCUUUAAUACAGAAUAGAUGUAUGACUGUACCAAGUAUUUUCGUGAGACCGGAUAUCGACAAGAAUACAGCUACGAAAAUAAAAGAUGUAAUUAGAAAGCAUCAGGGGACGGUCGUGGAGAAUGAGGCGGAUGCUACACAUAUUAUCUAUCCUCAAGUAGAUCCGUUGGAAGAGGAAUACGCACGACCCUGCAUGAGACGCGACCGAUCGGUUCUAAUUCAUUGGUACUACUUUCCAGACAGUUACGAUUCCUGGUUGUCAGUGGAUCUUCCAUGGGAUUAUCCCGAAGGGACUUACACAAACACGAAUUCAAGAUCAGUGUAUAAAGUAUCGACUACAUGGGCGUUAGACUUGGAUCAAUAUAAUGAGUGGAUGAACGAGGAAGACUAUGAAGUAGAUGACAACGGUCAGAAGAAAGUACACAAAUACAGGCUUUCGGUGGAGGAUUUAAUGGCACAGCCGUCUCAUCCGCCGCCCGCGAAGAAACCCAAGAGGAAACGAUCACCCAGCCCACCUCCGAAACUCGGCAAGCGUAAGAGUAGCAGAGCACCGUCAGGUAUCCAAAGCGCCUCUUCCGCGUCAUCGGCGACGGCCCCAAAGAAAUCUCGUGGCGGCGAGGAAGAGGAAGAUCUGACUCAGGGAAUGGAGGAUCCGCCCGCCGAACCUCGUAUUGUCGAGGUGGUUGCUACGCCCACGAAUCCACCGAUCACAGGCCAGGGUAAUGCAACAACGGGUAACUCCACGUUGACGUCUACCGGUAGUAAAAAGCAAGACAGUGAGCUUCAACCUCUCAAGUCUGGCAACUUGACCGAUCUUGAUGAACAAAUGGAAGGAGACAAAGGAAGCUCUCAAGGUGGCCAAGAUAGAGAAGAAAGAGACACUAGUAAAGAAAGAGGUGAAGGUGGUAAAGGCGAUGAACCGGAAGACAAUGUGACGGAGCAAACGCAUCACAUCGUUGUUCCUAGUUACUCCGCCUGGUUUGACUAUAAUUCAAUUCAUACCAUAGAGAAGCGGGCUUUGUCAGAAUUCUUCAAUGGUAAAAACAAAUCCAAGACUCCGGAAAUUUAUCUUGCUUACCGAAAUUUUAUGAUCGACACUUAUCGAUUAAAUCCAACGGAAUAUAUUACAUCGACCGCUUGCAGGCGAAAUUUAGCCGGGGAUGUAUGCGCAAUUAUGCGUGUACACGCGUUUUUAGAGCAGUGGGGACUCAUUAACUAUCAAGUAGACGCAGAAUCUAGACCAACACCAAUGGGACCUCCACCGACAUCGCAUUUCCAUGUUUUAUCGGACACGCCGUCUGGUUUGGCACCAGUCAAUCCAAAUCCGCCGAAAACGCCGCAGCCAUCCGCUGCAAAGAUGUUGCUCGAUUUAGAGAAGAAACCACCGAGCGUGACGGGUUCUUUGGGCGCCGAGGAGAAAGCUUCGGCGGGCGCGAUGGCAAACUUCGGUCUGAAAAUCGAUCAAUAUUCGAGAAAACCGGCAGUCCUGAAGAACAAACAAGCGGCGGGUGCCACGCGCGAUUGGACAGAACAGGAGACACUUCUACUAUUGGAAGGAUUGGAAUUGCACAAGGACGAUUGGAACAAAGUGUGCGAACACGUGGGCUCGAGGACGCAAGACGAGUGUAUCUUGCACUUCUUGCGUUUACCUAUAGAGGAUCCAUAUCUGGAAGAAGGCGGACCCGAAGGAUUGGGUCCGUUGGCUUACCAACCGGUACCGUUCUCAAAAGCCGGUAAUCCUGUUAUGAGUACGGUCGCCUUCCUUGCAUCGGUCGUGGAUCCUAGGGUAGCCGCGAGCGCGGCAAAGGCAGCUAUGGAAGAGUUCGCCGCGAUAAAGGAUCAAGUACCAUCUGCCUUAAUGGAUCAGCAUAUAAGAAACGUUCAAGCUAGUGCUAAUUCCGACGGUAAAUUUGAUCCAGCGGCGGGAUUGGCACAAUCAGGCAUCGCCGGUACAGGACCACCUGAACCGCCCGACGACACGUCGGCUUCUACCUCAACAACGACCCCAUCCGGGCCAACAGGUGCGGCUAGCUCUCCUCAUUCCACAGCGCCGACUCCCGAAGCGAAGAAAGAGGAACAAGACAAACCUAAAGACGCUAUGGAAGUCGAACCAUCUCAGGUAGAUGUCACGAAGAAAGAGGACGAGUCGAAAGAGAACGAAGAGGACGCAAAGUCUAUCACUGAUCCAGAGGCUGCUGAAGCGAAGGAGAAGAAGGAUAAAGUUGUAAGGGAUGCUCAGCUUCAAUCCGCGGCGGCGGCAGCGCUAGCGGCCGCAGCUGUUAAAGCUAAACACUUAGCAGCUGUGGAGGAACGUAAGAUCAAGUCAUUGGUCGCGCUACUAGUCGAGACACAGAUGAAAAAGCUGGAAAUCAAGCUACGUCACUUCGAGGAAUUGGAAACCACGAUGGAGCGCGAACGCGAGGGUCUUGAAUAUCAGCGGCAGCAGCUCAUCACCGAGCGGCAGCAGUUCCAUCUCGAGCAAUUGAAGGCGGCCGAAUUCAGAGCACGACAGCAGGCCCAUCAACGAUUGGCUCAGGAACAACAGCAACAACAGCAGCAGCAGCAGCAACAGAAUCAACAACAUCCACCUUGGCAACCACCCGGUGCGCAGCAGCAGCAGCAACAACCGCCAAGUCCGCAGGCUCAGCCGCAGCAACAGCCGCCACCGCACACGCCGCCGCAGCAGACAUAACUCUUUCGUGAGUUUGAAUCUUUAAAUAAUGGAUCUUUCGGCGGCUGUUCCGGAUUUAGGACGCGCAAGGAGGACAUCAGAUGAGAAUGAUAGUGCUGAAGAAGCUGUGUCAUGUAA